AUGGCUCUCUUCACAUCAUUCGUUACCAAUUUAGCUAAUAAUUCUGCUUCGUUACCCGUCACAACGGCACAAGUAAUCGAUAAUUUGGUGCCAUCGUCAUCAACCACUCAACCAUCAAAAGUUUUAUCAUCUUCUGCGUCUGAUCAUCGCACGUCCCAAGGUUCGUCAUUUGAUCUUUGGGACGAUGAUGAUGAAAGUUUGUCUGUUCAUCCACCCAAACGACCGUGUGUUCGAGUACAUCAAACAACAACAUCGGCACCAAAUAGAGUAAAACCGACACCACCGUACUCAACUAAGCAAUCAGCAAGAUCAAUAAAAGAAAGUUCAACAAAUUCGCGAAUUAGUUUCGGUCCAGCUCAAAGUCAAGAUAACGAUGAUGAUAUUAUUUUAACACGAUCACAUUCAAACGUCUCUACCACUACUGCUACGUCAACAACACCUAUGUCUCGAAAAAGGACCAGUAAUUCAGAAUUCUACAAAUAUCCCGUUAUUUUGCUCAGUAUUUUUCAAAUCAAAUUCUUUAUAAAAUUCUGA
Molecule: messenger RNA, 534 nt
Organism: Didymodactylos carnosus
Lineage: Eukaryota; Metazoa; Rotifera; Eurotatoria; Philodinida; Philodinidae
Source: the annotation of a GenBank genome assembly